Molecule: messenger RNA, 1259 nt
Organism: Drosophila navojoa
Lineage: Eukaryota; Metazoa; Arthropoda; Insecta; Diptera; Drosophilidae
Source: RefSeq, a predicted model, not a curated record
CAUUUGCGCUCAUCUGGAAAUGCAUUGCUGUUAUUUGAACAGAAACAGCUGUUUUCUAUCGAAAACUAAUCGAAUUCUCACAGCCAAAGAGAAAUUGCAGUAUUGAAUUUAUGAUUUGGUUGUUGUGUGCUCGCAAUUAAAAAUAUUUUCAUGUAUUAUUAAGGCAAUGACAAGUAUAGCAAAACCUCCUCCGAAGCUGGCGAUAACAAGUGAUCCGCUAGUAGCAAAUGAUUUGGAAAUCGGCCCCAUCAAAAUCGAACAAGACACGAGCACAGACGAUGAAAGCAACGAGGAGCCGGAGCUGGAGACGCCGCCGAAGAAAAUUCGAAUAUCCGAACAGCUAGAGCCAAAGAAUGAAAAAAUUAAAAAACGUGGUAAAAACUUCUCGCCGGAGGAAGAGCUAACCCUGGUGGAGCUUGUCGAGGAGCGCAACGAUGUCCUGAACAACAAGAAAUCGGAUGCAUUUACGUGGAAGCACAAGGAGGAAGUCUGGGCAGAGCUGACAAAAAGUUUUGUAGCGAAAACAGGAGUUAACCGCGAAUGGCGGCAACUGAGAGACAAAUAUCUGCAUAUGAAGCGUAGAGCGAAAGUGGAGCUGGCCAAGGAGCGAGCACACUGCCAGCGCAUGGGCGGUGAGGAACCAGUUACGCCCAUAGUUUCAACUGUUUCGGAAAAAAUUGUUGCCAUGAUUGGAGAUGCGGCUCUGUGCCUGAAGAAAGCCGUGGAGACUGAUGGAUGUCAACUGGAAAAUGAACAGAGUUUUGAGGGUGACGAGGAUAUGAUGUAUAAUUUCGUAGCAGGAGAUCAGGAUACUAAUGAUAUAACCGUAUCGGAGGACGACCUGACCAGCACCAGUUCCAAGUGGGCCACGUGUAAUACGGCCAAUGCAGUUCGGCCUCCACUUCUCAAAAAUAAAUUGCCCGACAAAGUUCCCAAUCCCAAAAACAGCCUGGACGAGGAGAGGCUCAAACUGCUGCAGCUACAGCAAAAUUUCUGCAGAUGCGAAAAUGAGCGAGCGCAGGAAAAACACGAUCUGGAAAUGCGUGAGAAGCGCAGCAAACUCGAAGACGAGGCCAAAGAGCGUAAGCUGCGCAUUGAACUCUUGGAGCUCGAGAUACAACAGAGAAAAGCCAAACAGGAGCAAAGUAGACAUAUAUUUAAUUAGUAAUAACUGAAAUUACAAAAAAAGACUAACUGUGGAUAUAGGAAACUGAAAUGUACAUUCAUUCAUAGGCUAAUAAAUAUUUAAAUGUACGUUA